Hibiscus syriacus is the source of this 2139-nucleotide messenger RNA. Its product is annotated as transcription factor bHLH143-like. Bases 822 to 1928 code for a protein of 368 amino acids. The record is from RefSeq and is a predicted model, not a curated record. The transcript is spliced from 4 exons. NCBI's taxonomy places the organism in Eukaryota, Viridiplantae, Streptophyta, Magnoliopsida, Malvales, Malvaceae.
UUAAUUCUCUUUUCUCAUAGUUUCAAGAUUCUGUCUUCAAGCUCAUUUCUCUGGUCCCUUGGAUCCCACCAUAGCAAGCUUGGGUUUUUUUUUCCCUUUCUAGAAAUGUCUGGUUUCACACAAGUAAUAACGUUUAAACUGCUGAUGGUUGGGUGAAACAAAGAAGAGAAACAGCAUGCCUUGGUUCAGUUUCUUUCGCAGAGUCGUGCGCUUGAAUUUAUACUGCAUAGUUAUUUUGUAAAAUCUGUCGUUUUCACUUCACCUUAGUUUUAUAUCGGCUAGCCGUUCUUUGCUCAACCAUCCAUGGGAUCCACUCACUUUUAUUUCUUCUUAUGCGAUCAAUAUAGGAUUAGUUAGAAAUAUCGGAAUUUAGAAUACUAAUCCUAAUUCGAGCUCCUUCAGCCAGUGUCUUGCUUUCGAGCCGUUUCUUUAGUUCUAGAUAGAUAUCUUGUUUGUCUUAUACCUUGGGUGAAUUUGGUUGCUCUGUUAAUUGUUAUCUGGGUAUUUGUUUCCGUUCUCAUCCUAUAUCGAUAAGACUGGUUAAUCCAAGGAGAAGUACGUAGUUAUGGUGUGCCAAGCAGCUAGUCAAACAAGAUUUAGAGCAUUGAAACAUGAAAGUGGGAUUGCCGGAAAACCAACGAUUGUAGUUAGAGUAAUUGCAUGCUUUCAACCAAUGGAGGAUUGUCAGGCUGAGUACUUCCGUCAUUUACUUAAGCCCGUCACGUAGAUUGAUUCUUUUCAACAUUUGUUCGUUAAAAAAGCCUUUAGAAGUUUAAUAUACGGGAUCGAGCAUUGUCCAUUACCUGGAGUGUUCUAGUCGAAUGGUUCGGACCAACGAUUCUUGGGUUUUCCCUCGGUGUUCUUCUUGGCAACUGCCUGACUUAAGGUGCAUGAGAUCAUCAUUAGCGCCCGGGCAGCCAGAAUGCUUGCCUGCAUAUAUAAACCCUGGCAGUCACAUGCUUUCUGCGAGUGUAUCAAAACCGGGUUCUUUGGUUCCUGGUACAGAUCAUGGCACUCGUUUGCUUCCUGCAAAUAUUGCAAUCCCGAGACCAGCGGAUAUUUCUGUACUAAAAACGGAACAAAAGUAUAAUCCCCACGAGUUUUUCCAGCAGUUUUACCCUGGUUUCCUGACUUCAUUGCCCUCUUCUGGUUCGUAUCUCAACAAACAGCAAUUCAUGUUUACUAAUGGACAUGGGGGAAGGGCUACAGCUAAUUUGGUCCCUGGCUCCUUGCAGAAAGGGCUGGUAAUUUUUGAUCAGUCGGGCAGUCAGACAAGGUUAAUUUAUGGCCCUUUUCGAUCUCCAUAUCAGUAUGCGACGACUUCCACCACAGAGGUAGCUUCUUCCCUCGAUUUCCAUGAAGGGCAAGCAGUUAAAACAGAUAGUCUCGUUCCGGCCCCACCAGUUUUACAGGGGGAAUAUGAUGAGAACCAUUUGGGUGCCGAAGAGAGUGAGAUGCAUGAAGAUACCGAAGAACUUAAUGCUUUGCUUUACUCUGAUGAUGAUUCUGGUCACGACGACGAUGAUGAAGUAACGAGCACGGCUCACUUUCCUAUUAGAAUUAAGCGAAACUAUGAGGAUCAAGACCAUGGUUAUGAUGUAAUGGAGCAAGUUACGAGAUCUAAUGGUCCAAACAAAAGGCAAAAGCUACUGAAUGAUGGGAAUAAGCGACCUAUAACGGUGGACGAAGGCUCUCACGAGUAUGAUACUGAUGCAGACUCGAGCUAUGCCAUUGGACCAAAUCACGGAGAGGAAACUUUGCAUGAUGAACAGUCGAUAAAGGAUAAGAUUCGCACGACGUUAAAAAUCCUGGAAAGCAUAAUACCCGGUGCUAAAGGAAAGAACCCAAUCUUGGUCCUCGACGAAUCUAUAGACUACUUGAAGUCCUUAAAGCUCGAAGCCGAGACUUUAGGAGUGAACCGCUACUAGGUUUGCACUCUUACUUUGUAAGUAUGCCAACCAACUGUAUAAUUUGGUGGGAAAAGAAGGCUGGAAAUAAAACCAAAGUCUCAACUCGAAUGAUCGAUGAAUUUGAAAUCACUAAACUCGCCUUUUCUUCGGUGGGGCCGACCCAUUUUGUCGUCUUUUUUACCUUCUCAAGGAGCCUUAUGGGGGGGGUAGCCAAUGAAGGAAAGGCAAG